UACUUUUGUCCAGACUCUAUGUUUUCAUAAAAUAUUGCGCGGCCUUAGCAUUAAUACACUGACGCAUUUAGCGCCUGGACUACUGUAACCAGUUGAAAGGUUAACCAUGUGGCAACGCAUUGGCCUCCUCCUACUUCGUCGUCGUACCUCUGCUACAGAACGUUCGCAAUUUUUAUCCAUAAUAUUUAAUUCAUGUGUGUUACUUCAGCAUAUAGGCCUACAUUUAACAGCUUAUAUCUCACCACCAAUCAUGGAAAAGAAGAAAAGCCGAUCUAUCGCAAACUCUGGCAAGAUCAAAAUGCAGAAGAAACUUGUCAAGUCCAGUGAUAAAAAGAAGAAAACUUUGAAAAAAGAAAGUAUGAGUGUCAAGGACAAAAUUUUCAAAGAAAAAUCAUUAAAGUUUGCAGAAAUGGAUUUUGAAGAUAUUGUUGCUGCAGAAGGCGAUGGAGAAGAACAAAUGGAAGCUAAGGAAAUGAAAGAAUCAAAACGUAUGAAAAAAGAAAAGCCAGAAAAAGGGACGAAACGGAAGAGUACUGAAGAUCCAGAUAAACCAGACCUCUUGCAGAUGAGUAAAAAACAACGGAAAGAUGUCCGAAAACAGGUGAAAACAAACUAUGAAUUGGCACAGAAAAGCAAGAAAAUGUGGGAAGUGUUACGACAGGAAAAAUGUAGCAAGGAAAAGCGUCAAGAAAUUCUAAAUGAAUUAAGGGAACUUGUUAGUGGUAAAGUUUUGGAGCUUGUUUAUGCUCAUGAUUCCGUACGAGUUAUCCAAUGCUGUUUGAAGUUUGGAGAUAAAAGCCUACAUAGUGACAUGUUUAAUGAAGUCAAAGAUCACAUCCUCAAUAUGUCAAAGUGUAAGUACGCUAAAUUUUUUGUAAAGCAGAUGUUGCGAUAUGGUACAAAAGAACAGCGUAACCAUAUAAUGUCGUCGUUCCACGGUAGCGUAUGCAAAAUGGUACGGCACAAGGAAGCUUCAGAGGUUAUUGAGAUGGCCUACAACAACCAUGCUAAUUUAAAGCAGAGGUCUGCACUUCUUGAGGAGUUCUAUGGUCCUUCUUUUGCAGUGUUUAAAAAAGAUGGGGUUGAGAGUCUCAGUGACAUAAUUGAAGCUGAGCCGGAGAAAAAACGUCAAAUCACGGAGCACAUGGCAAAAACACUUACCUCCAUGGUUGACAAGACAGUUAUCAAACGCACUAUGAUUCACAAAGUAUUGUAUGAUUUCUUUGUUCAUGCACGUCCAAAACUAAGAUCUGAAAUGAUAGAAUCUAUAAGAGAGGUCGUUGUUCAAAUUCUUCAUACCCAUGAUGGAGCUCGAGUUGCAAUGCAAUGUGUCUGGCAUGGCACAGCAAAGGAUCGUAAAGUUGUUAUGAAGUCCUUCAAGACGUACGUCAGUAAGAUCUGCCGUGAAGAGUAUCGUCAUUGGGUGGUGUUGGCGUUGUUGGACUCGGUGGAUGACACAAAGCUAAUUUCCAAGAUUGUCCUUUCUAGAUAACGUUAAAUCUUGUCUAGUUCAGCAGCUGGUUACAUUGCUUGAAAAUGGAUCCAGAUAUCUAUUAUGUUGAAUCCAUUAGCGAAAAGCUACUCGAUCAAGCUUUUACCUUGUUGACGGACGGGAUUAAGGAUAUACGCAAAAGUAUUCAAGGUGCCUCCGUUAACAGCGCCUUGAUAUUACAUGCUAUUGCAUUUGCGACUAAAAUACUUGAUAAGUAUCCCAGUAUACCAG
Messenger RNA from Anneissia japonica, 1723 nucleotides. RefSeq names its product pumilio homolog 3-like. Gene Ontology annotation, molecular function: mRNA binding. Lineage: Eukaryota; Metazoa; Echinodermata; Crinoidea; Comatulida; Comatulidae. The transcript is spliced from 13 exons. Gene Ontology annotation, cellular component: nucleolus. Gene Ontology annotation, biological process: regulation of translation. Bases 107 to 1492 code for a protein of 461 amino acids. The record is from RefSeq and is a predicted model, not a curated record.